AAACGUUUCCAAAUCCGAUGGGAACCGAAAGUUCAUGAAAUUGUUGUUAGUGGUUUCAUGCAGACGGCGCCAAUGGCGACAAAAAUCGAGACGUUUCCGAGUCGAAUAAUGAAUUGUGUGAAAAUUGAAUGAAUUUUUCUGUGAUACAAACAACGACAAAAUGCCGUUUUUAAAAUGUAUAAAAGAGAGCGUUACAAAAUCAAGAAUCGAAGCUUGCAUACGAAAUGGUCCACGGGGCUACCUCCUUUUUCCCUACCGCACGACAAAUGUAAUUUACAAAGGUGAUUGGCUGAACGACCAGAGGCACGGAAAAGGCGUGGAGCUGAUCGAGGCGACAGGACUGCAAUACGAAGGCGAAUGGUCCCACGACAAAAAACACGGUUACGGUGAGCUCCGAAGGAUUUUUCCAGACAAAAAUCGCAAAAAAAUUUACACCGGAAAUUGGGUGAACGGAAAAAAAGAUGGGUUUGGUCGCAUGUGGUACAAAAGUGGUGGAUUCUACGAAGGAGAUUUCAAGGAGAACGAGAGACACGGUUUCGGCCGCAUGUGGAAACACGAUGGCACGUUUUAUCAAGGCACGUGGAAAAACAAUGUUUAUCAUGGCGAUGGAAUGUUGAUUUUAGCAAAUGGUAAUCGUUACGAGGGUUAUUUUUCAAAUGGAAAGAAAGAAGGUCGAGGUAUUUUUUAUCACAUAGAAACAGGUCAAUUUCAGGACGGUUGUUGGCUCGAUGAUAAAUGCGAAGUGAGCACGGUGGAAGACAUUCAUUGGCGUCAAUCCGCACGAGUGCCAACUCCCUACCCAAUUCCAAAGGUCAGAUUUGAUUCCUCAUCACACAACAAAAUGUAGCAAUUAAAUUGAAAACGAUUUUCUUCCUAUUGCAGAAUAAAUUGGAGAAUUUCGAAGCGAUUUUUCGAGCGAGGAUCCAAGAAGUUCGGAUGCUCUGCGAUUCAGAGCCUUUCAUAUAUUCUGCUCGUCACGAGAAUUAUGUCGAUAAAAAGGAAGUCGAAUGCCACUGACGAAAGAACGAGAAUAAUGCUCGAAAAGCCGAUACGAAUCAAUUGCAAAAUUCCUUCAUUCGUUUAUUUAUUAUUCUUUAAUAAAAAAAGAAUCCGAUGAGCUUAACUCGCAAUCGUUGCAUUGCUUAUAAAGGUAGAAACGAGAGUGGUCAACCGCGAUCUCUCAUGGUUCUUGAUGCCUCAAUUAAAUAUACAUUUUCUGUAGUCGUGUAAAACCACGUAUUUAAGUAAUCCGAAGUUCGUUAUUUUUAGUCGUUGAAGAAUCGUCAAUUUAGUCAUUUCCUUGAGUUUAAAACUCAAUGAGAAUGAAAAAAACGACACCCGGCGUUAAAGUUAUUCCUCGUUUCAUCAGACUUUUGAUUUCUUCGCGUUUAUACAAACGGUAAGUCCCCGUCAUUGAAUGAUCGUGGAUCUAUCAUCCUCGAACCGUUGGCAUCGCUCUAGUCACUGGCUUCCCUACGUAUUGUAAUCACCGAAACACGGGUUAUCGUAUCUAUACCUAAAAUGGAGAAACGAAAAAGAAGAAAAGUGUAUGAAGGCUUCUCAAUUCGAUGCCGUCGAACUUUAAGUCACUAUGCGUGAGAGGGAAUGUUGGUCUUUCGUAUAUCUUUCUUUCGUAUCCAGCAAUAGCUUUUCCUCGAGUUUUCUCCGAUUCGUUUUCUCAGUUCGAACGAUGUAUAACGAUAA
Molecule: messenger RNA, 1704 nt
Organism: Venturia canescens
Lineage: Eukaryota; Metazoa; Arthropoda; Insecta; Hymenoptera; Ichneumonidae
Product: MORN repeat-containing protein 3-like
Exons: 3
Coding region: 161-847 (228 amino acids)
Source: RefSeq, a predicted model, not a curated record